AUGCACCUCUUACUCAUCACCAUCCUCUCCCCCUGGAUAAUGUCUCAAGUGUGCGCGAGAAAAUUCGUGUGUCCGGAGAAAGAUAUCAUCGAAACACAAUGCCGGGGCCCUAAAGACUGUCUUUACCACAAUUCUCCCGAGUGCAACACUUUUAUCCAUUGCACAGUCAAUUCCGAUGGAAAAACUGGAAAACCCACUGUUCACCCUUGUCCUGCCGGGCUGAAGUGGAAUGAUAGAAGCAAACAAUGCGACAUGCCUGCGAACUCCACGUGUGGUGAAGAGACAGAGGACGAUGCGGUCACCGAGUCCCAACCUCCGUCAAACGGCACUUUGGAUGACGAUUUCGACUGCAUUGAGGCUGAGGAGGACUUUGGUUGUGAAGGAAGCACGAGCAUCGGCAUUGACUGCGUUUUCGUCGAUCCUACGACCAAUAAGUCAUACAUUCAAUGUAUCGACCAAGUUGCAUAUACCGUUCCGUGCGAAUCAGGAACUACCUACAGUGAUACUAUUAAGGUUUGCGAAUAA
This is a messenger RNA of Penicillium expansum, 525 nucleotides long. RefSeq names its product carbohydrate-binding module family 14 protein. The coding region runs from base 1 to 525 and encodes 174 amino acids. Gene Ontology annotation, molecular function: chitin binding. Lineage: Eukaryota; Fungi; Ascomycota; Eurotiomycetes; Eurotiales; Aspergillaceae. Gene Ontology annotation, cellular component: extracellular region. The transcript has a single exon. The record is from RefSeq and is a predicted model, not a curated record.